Molecule: messenger RNA, 1896 nt
Organism: Pistacia vera
Lineage: Eukaryota; Viridiplantae; Streptophyta; Magnoliopsida; Sapindales; Anacardiaceae
Product: V-type proton ATPase subunit H
Exons: 12
Coding region: 197-1555 (452 amino acids)
Biological process (GO): proton transmembrane transport
Cellular component (GO): vacuolar proton-transporting V-type ATPase, V1 domain
Molecular function (GO): proton-transporting ATPase activity, rotational mechanism; protein binding; heme binding
Source: RefSeq, a predicted model, not a curated record
CAGUGCACAACGACACUAGAGAGAAAUAUUCAGGUACGCGAUGGAUCACCGAAUCUUUCUCUAGAAAUCUCUACUUUAAUUUCAUAAUUUUGUUUACGGGAUCUGAAAAUUAUCAUUUCGACAUUUUUUCUCAUUCGAUUUUGAAGCGAAAUUGGUCUCUAAAUUGGUGGUGAAAUUUUGUUAGGUUUUCGGAUCAAUGGAGCCUGCUGAACUAACCACAGAACAGGUUCUAAGGAGGGAUAUCCCUUGGGAGACAUACAUGACAACUAAGCUGAUAUCAGGAACGGGUCUUCAGCUGUUAAGACGAUAUGAUAAAAAAUCUGAAAGUUACAGGGCACAGUUGCUGGAUGAUGAUGGUCUAUCAUAUGUUCGGGUGUUUGUUAGCAUUUUGCGAGAUAUAUUUAAGGAGGAAACAGUAGAGUAUGUUCUGGCUUUGAUUGAUGAAAUGCUUACAGCAAAUCCAAAGAGAGCCAGAUUAUUCCAUGAUAACUCUCUUGCAGAUGAAGAUACUUAUGAACCUUUCUUAAGAUUGCUCUGGAAAGGCAACUGGUUCAUACAAGAAAAGAGCUGCAAAAUAUUGGCUUUGAUUGUAAGUGCUAGGCCAAAAUCACAAGAUGGUCCAGUCUCAAAUGGAGAAGCCUCAAAUUCAAAGAGAAAAUCAACAACCAUUGAUGAUGUUUUAAAAGGAUUGGUUGAAUGGCUUUGUGCACAGUUGAAGAAUCCUUCCCAUCCUGGUCGUGGCAUUCCGGUUGCUGUCAAUUGCCUUGCAGCAUUAUUGAAGGAACCUCUGGUGAGAUCUUCUUUUGUUCAAGCUGAUGGGGUGAAGUUGUUGACUCCAUUAAUUUCUCCUGCAUCAACCCAGCAAUCUAUCCAGCUUCUUUAUGAAACAUGUCUCUGUGUUUGGCUGUUAUCUUUCUAUGAGCCUGCAAUUGAGUACUUGGCAACUACAAGAACUCUGCCACGACUAAUUGAGGUUGUUAAGAGUUCCACAAAAGAGAAGGUUGUCAGGGUGGUUGUCUUGACCCUUAGGAACUUGCUCCCCAAAGGUACUUUUGCUGCCCAUAUGAUAGACCUUGGGCUACCUCAAAUUGUACAAAGUUUAAAAGCACAAGCCUGGAGUGAUGAGGAUUUAUUGGAGGCACUGAACCAACUGGAGGAAGGUUUGAAGGAUAACAUUAAGAGGUUGAGUUCUUUUGAUAAGUACAAGCAAGAAGUUCUCCUCGGUCAUCUUGAUUGGUCUCCCAUGCACAAAGAUCCUUUAUUCUGGCGUGAUAACAUUAAUAACUUUGAAGAGAAUGAUUUCCAGAUUCUAAGGGUCCUCAUAACGAUUUUGGAUACAUCCAGUGAUUCAAGAGCUCUCGCUGUUGCUUGCUUUGAUCUCUCACAGUUCAUCCAGCACCAUCCAGCUGGGCGGAUCAUAGUAACAGACCUCAAGGCCAAGGAACGGGUGAUGAAAUUGAUGAACCAUGAGAACGCAGAGGUUACCAAAAACUCUCUACUCUGCAUUCAAAGGCUUUUCCUAGGCGCCAAAUAUGCAAGCUUUUUGCAGGUUUAGUUCAAUCUCCAUGGAUUAAGAUGGUUUGUGGUUUGUAUCAUCUAUCAUGGAAAUAGUUGCAAGGAAUUGCUUCGAAUAUCGGCUCUUUAGGUGUUCAUUGUUCAUCUAUUAUUGUCGAGUAAUGAAUGUAUCAGGGCUCUUAUUUCCUGAGAAAGUUCAGCCAUGAAAAUGCUGUGAAGAAUUAAUUUAUUUAUUGUAUUGUGGAAAUUUAUUUUUGGACUUUGAGCUGCUGAAUAAAAUUUGUGUCUGUAUUUUUUGGGGUUGUAAUUAUGUGAGAUUUUCAGCUGAUAAAUAACGCUUUACCUUUCCAAUAAUGUUUUAGUUUUCAUGCAUAUAUGUUA